AUGUUAUCCCCUCGGACCAAAAGACAACUGCGCAAGCAUAUAUUCCCGCCUCGGCCGCCGACGCGGACACGCAGCAAGAGUGCCGCGGUCAGGCGCGAGAACAACAAGAACAAUAGCGAGGGCGGCAAAAACAGCAAAUACAGUCCACCACAAAAAGCUCAGCCUGACCCAGCAACAGCAGCAGCAGCAACACCCGCCGCAGUCGACAUCGACAUCCGGCACAUUCCACACCUCAUCUCCAGCGCCUGUGCGAACCCGGACCCGACGCCGUUCCUAUCUCACUUUGCCCCUGACCUCGUCUACGUGGACCACGGCGCGCAGCUGAGGAUCCUGUCGCCCGGCUCGCCGCUGCGCCGUCACCACCGGGACCGGUGGGGGAGCAGUGAGGGCCGUCACCGUGACGACGAUGACGACGACGCCAGUGGCGGCGGCGGCGCCGGUGGUGGUGAUGGAAGGGACAGCUAUGGAGGCGUGCUUGUGGCGUGCGAGGUCGAUCCGGACCACGAGGUCUGGUGGCGCGACGUCGAUCUGGCCGCCGGCUACGGAAGGUGCAGGUACCGGACGCUGAACAGAGGUCGAAGGAUCGGCGGCGGCGACGAGGUUGAAGGGGGUGGUGAGCAGCAGCAGAGGCGAGAAGACGGCGGGCAGUUUUCCGGGGUAGUGGAUCUGGUCAUCGAGCGCGGCAAGAUUGCCAGGUUCGAGGAAUGGCGUCGCCUGCCGGUUGAGGAUGGUGCUGGGGGAGGGCUGACGCCAAGCGAGUACAGGGUGCUCACUUGA
Pyricularia grisea is the source of this 777-nucleotide messenger RNA. RefSeq lists its product as uncharacterized. The transcript has a single exon. NCBI's taxonomy places the organism in Eukaryota, Fungi, Ascomycota, Sordariomycetes, Magnaporthales, Pyriculariaceae. The record is from RefSeq and is a predicted model, not a curated record. The coding region runs from base 1 to 777 and encodes 258 amino acids.